This is a messenger RNA of Myodes glareolus (Bank vole), 1473 nucleotides long. It is a transcript of the gene Ppp1r42, whose product is annotated as protein phosphatase 1 regulatory subunit 42. Gene Ontology annotation, molecular function: protein binding. The record is from RefSeq and is a predicted model, not a curated record. NCBI's taxonomy places the organism in Eukaryota, Metazoa, Chordata, Mammalia, Rodentia, Cricetidae.
CUUCCUCUGCAAGGGGGGCGUUUCGGAGCACUGGUCUCCUGGCAACCGUCCGCUGGCCUUGCCGGAGACUGGCACAAGGACACUGACCAAACCAGUUACAGACCGGACUGGACCCUGAACCCGGGAGCGAAACUUGGAAGUAAUACCUAAACCUGCUUCUGGACAUGGUGCUAAAACAGAGAUCUUGCUGAGAGUUUCGGUUACACAGAAACCAUGGUUCGACUGACUCUGGAUUUAAUUGCCAAAAACAGCAAUCUUAAACCCCGAAAAGAAGAAACCCUCGUACAAUGCCUGAAGAAAAUAACACACAUAAAUUUUUCAGACAGAAAUAUAGAUUCAAUUGACGACCUCUCUCCCUGCAAAAACCUGAGUGUUUUGUAUUUAUAUGAUAACCGCAUUAGUGCCAUCACCAACCUGAACUAUUCCACGAAUCUGACCCACUUGUACCUGCAGAACAAUUGCAUUUCCUGCAUCGAGAACCUCAGGUCGCUGAAGAGACUGGAGAAGCUGUACCUGGGAGGCAAUUACAUUGCAGUCAUAGAAGGUUUAGAAGGAUUGGAAGAACUGAGAGAGCUGCAUGUUGAAAGCCAGAGGCUUCCCCUGGGAGAAAAGCUUCUGUUUGACCCUAGGACUCUUCGUUCUCUGGCAAAAUCUCUCUCUAUUUUGAAUAUCAGCAACAAUAAUAUCGAUGACAUAAAAGACUUAGAGUUGCUGGAGAAUCUGAACCACCUGAUCGCCAUUGACAACCAGCUGGUGCAUGUGAAGGAUUUGGAGCUUUUACUGAAAAAACUGAUGAAGCUGUGGAAAAUUGAUCUAAAUGGAAAUCCCGUUUGUCUUAAACCAAAAUACAGGGACAAACUGAUACUGAUGUCCAAGUCCCUGGAAUUUCUUGAUGGAAAAGAAAUAAAAAAUCUGGAAAGACAAUUCCUAAUGAAUUGGAAAGCAUCCAAAGAUGCCAAGAAAGUCAGCAAGAAAAGGAGCAGUAAGACUGAGGAUCCAAGCGACUCCUACAUAAGUAACUUUGAAAAAAUCCAUCACAUAGUUCCUGUUUAUUACCCACAGGUGGGUAAACCAAAGGUAAUCUUUUUCUCUGACGCACAGAGAUACUUAGCAAGUGGAAAUCCAUCUUCAGAAUGUUUCCAAGAAGAUAAAACUAAAAUUACUGAAGACAUGGGGAAUAUGUCCUUGAAGGAAUCUGAAAGCUUGGAAACAAAAAACGAUAUCCACGAACCUCACCUCCGAAACCCAAAAGUAAAGGAACAUUUGUGUGAGGAAAAGGAGUCAGUUCCGCCUGGCGUGAUUUGAUUUCUUCCUAGAACUAGGCAACAGCGUGGCGUGAGGGUUUGUAGAGCGGUUAUCUCGGUGUAUACCUUCUCGUUUGAUUUGUUUCUUUAUUGAAUCUGAGACUUUCCGUGUGUGAAUUCCGGGAUCUAUUUACUUUAUUAGUUGUUAAAUAAAAUUUACCAGGAAAUA